AUGUCCAGGCCACAGGCCCCAGACCAGACUCAGGCUCGGCAUCCUCGUCCGCCCGGAAAGCACGUCGAGUCAAGGCUGCGAGGAGCUAAUGCUCGCAUUCGGCAUCUGGAGGCUUCCAUCAGGAACCCUGAUCACCACCACGAGCACGCCAACGCCGGAUCCCCUAGUCGAGGAGCCCAGGCCGGCCCGGAGCCGGCCUGUACUCCGCGCACGAAUGCUACAUCAGCCCGAAGUCAGGGCCAGUCCAACGACGGGAGUCGGCUUGCCGCCGGUGCCAACCCGGACUCGGAAGGCUAA
Molecule: messenger RNA, 297 nt
Organism: Diaporthe citri
Lineage: Eukaryota; Fungi; Ascomycota; Sordariomycetes; Diaporthales; Diaporthaceae
Exons: 2
Coding region: 1-297 (98 amino acids)
Source: RefSeq, a predicted model, not a curated record